This is a messenger RNA of Lactuca virosa, 1923 nucleotides long. Lineage: Eukaryota; Viridiplantae; Streptophyta; Magnoliopsida; Asterales; Asteraceae. The record is from the annotation of a GenBank genome assembly.
GACAAAGUCGAAGUUAGAAUAUGAUUGUUCGAGGAGGGAAACAUUAGUCGGUGAAAAAUGGACGUUGAUUUGUGAGUUCUUCGUCUCUACAUUUCAAGCAAAUCCUCUAUCUCUCUUACUAAAUAGUUUAGGGUUUCUCUCUCCACAUUUACACAAUUUCCUCUUACCCAUCAUCAAAUCUCGUCCACAAGAUUCCAAAAUCUGAACAGAUUUCUAAUGCAAACAUGAAAACACUUCAAGGGUUUUGUAUUACUUUUGAUUCUUCACAAAACCCUUCCACAGAUUCAACCAAAAUCGAACACAUGAGGGUUUUCAAGUUUCUAGUGAUUGAGGAAAAUCCAUGUCGAUUAACAUGCUUCCCGCGGGAUUCGUUUUCAACAACGAAUCAAAUUGCCAAACAAGUGGAUUCAAGAAUUUCUGCAUUCGGGAGUAUGUUGCUGCCGUUCGUGAAAGAGAUCCCACAACAUGUUGGCCCUUUGGAUCAAUUUGUGAGUUCAAGGAUCUCAAUACUCAAGACGUGGCUCCUGAAACAUUAUCCUUGAGUAAUCUAAAAGUUACACAAGAUACUAAUGCUUCUGAAUUACCCAAAGCUCAAAAUUCCAAGGGUAAAGAGGUUGUUGAAUUUGAAGCUCCAACAGCAUUUGAAGUCGAAGUUUCCAAAAACAAUGAGGCUGGAUCUGAAACUGUUACAGCAUUUGAACUUGAAUGGACCAAGGAAAACAACACUGAAUCUGAAAUUGCAACUGCUAUGGCAUUACUAGAGAUUUCUAAGGGAAACAAGACUCAGUUGGAGACUGCUACAGAAUUUGAACUUGAAAUACCCAAGGGAAAGACGACUCAAUCUGAAAAUGCUUCAGCAUUUGAACUUGAAUGGACUAAGGGAAUCGAGACUGGCAAUGAAUCCGACACUGCUACGGAGAUUAUUACUUCUAAAGACCUGAAUGAUGGUAUGGACGAAGAUAUGAGUGAUGGAGGCACAGAUUUGGUGAAUUUAUCUGAAUCUGAAAAUGAAGAAAUUGUGAAAGGAUAUGGAGGAAAGACUUCAAAGCCAACCAAAAAAACAAAAUGUCGUGAUUUGUCUGAAUUAAUGAGGGAUCUCCCGGGCCCGGAUAUCGAAUCCACUCUACAUUUUGCUGAUACGGACGAUGAAUAUACUGAUGAGUCUGAUGAAGAUUUCACCAUCGAUGAUUAUGAUGACGAAGAUGACUCCGAUGAUGAUGAAACUAUGUGGAUGUUACUAAAAAAACGAAAGGCUGUUAAAAUUACUUCUAGAAGCAACCGUUCACGAAACUACAAGAAGAAGAAGACAUGUGCACCCAAACCCAAACCAUCGAAGCGUGGACCCAAGGCUAGGACUAAGCGUGCUAAGCUACACCCACACCCACAUGACAACUUUGCUACCCGAAAGCUAGCUGAUGCGAUUGAAGCUGAGGUGGCACUGGCGGCUAAUCAGAAAAGGUGUGGUUCGUAUGACGUGCGAGGUGGGACCGGGUGUUCUGUUGUGGGUCGGUCAGUGGUGGGAGUUGGUGGGUCGAAGGAUCCAGGUCCGGUGGUUACGGGUACGCCAGGUAAGGGGUGGGCCCUGGUGUGCUUAUUGAACAGGAACCCAGCUGAUUUUACCAUAAUCGGUCCUGGGAAUAAGUACAUGACAAGGUUCUGACUUCUGAGUUGAGUUGAGUUGAGUUGGAAACUUUUUAUAUAUUUGAAGUAGUAUGCAUGCAUAUCAUCAGAUGGAAACUAGACUUUGUGACUCAGAUCUGAUGGUUUCUUAGGGUCAAACUAAACUUUAGUCGUGUGUUUGGAUUUAUGGUCUAUGUGGGGUCAUGUGGAUGUUUCAUUUUGAUCCUCUUUUUUAUGUGUGUUUUUUUUUGGUAAAUCUAUCAUCAAACUUGUCAUAUUUCUUUUGUCCAGGUCAAACUAGUG